AUGGAUCGGCUAGGCAUUGCAAGCGAGCUGAUGUGCCCGAUGUGCUCGCGGGCAGUGCCCGAUUCUCAUGCGAUGCGGGUGCUCUCGAACACAUAUCGCGAGCGACUGGCUCGGUGGCGGACGGCGGCUGAUGCCGAGCAGGUGGCGCGGGAGUGGCAGCUGAGUCUUGUCGGCCGGCUGGUGGCCUGGAUCCUUCUGCCGUUCUCGGCGCUUCAGUCGAUGUCGUCGCUCUCGGAGGUGUACAAGAUGUGCAUGUACUAUUCGGCCAAGGCACCCAAGCGCUAUCACGGCUCACAUUUUUGCUUCGGACGAUGGCUGGUCACUGGCAAGUUUGCUUGGCUCAAGCUCUUUGUCAUCGGCUCGAUCAUCGACUACAUUUUGGGCGCCAACGUGGCCUCCUCACACGCUGCUGCGGCCAUGAUCGAUUGGCUCGCGCAGUAUCCGGGCCCAGCGCAGGUUGUGUGGGUCCUGGGCUGGCUAUACGCGUUCGAGACCAUGAUCCUAGGCGGCAUCGCCGCCGCCGCCUCGCUGGGCUUUGCUGCCCUCACCACGACACACUCGCUAGUGUCCAUGCCAUUCAAAGCCGCCUGGGAGCUGCUCAUGCCGAUUGCCGCCCCGUAUACAGCUGCUGUCACCACGGGUGCCUGCAAUGCGACCCUAGCGCUGCUGUACGGAGGCGGAUGAACAUCAAAC
Molecule: messenger RNA, 693 nt
Organism: Thecamonas trahens ATCC 50062
Lineage: Eukaryota; Apusomonadida; Apusomonadidae
Exons: 2
Coding region: 1-684 (227 amino acids)
Source: RefSeq, a predicted model, not a curated record